Molecule: messenger RNA, 2211 nt
Organism: Adineta ricciae
Lineage: Eukaryota; Metazoa; Rotifera; Eurotatoria; Adinetida; Adinetidae
Source: the annotation of a GenBank genome assembly
AUGUCAAAUUCGGAUGCCGAGAAAGAAUCAAGCUGCAUCACAGCAUUUUCCGAUGACGAGGGUUUUACAAAAUCAUUUUCUAUAAAUGAAACCAAUGAAUUACUUGAUUUCUUUCACAAAUAUGGUUUCGUUGUGAUACGUGACAUCGUCGAUUCUCAAUCACAAAUAGAGAACACAGUUGAUGAAAUUUGGAAUUUACUUCGGGUAUUGAAUCCAAAAAUCGAUAAAAAUGAUAGUUCAACAUGGGAAGAUGCUAAUUGGCCUAUUCAAAUGGGUCUUAAAGACGGUGGUUUUAUAUCACAUAUGUCUGAUGUGGCAACUAAAAUGUGCUGGGAGAAUCGACAACAUCCAAAUAUCGUGAAAUUAUUUCAAAUUCUUCUUCAACAAGAUGAUCUUUGGGUUAAAUUUGAUCGAUACGGAUUUAUGCGGCCAACAAAAGAUAUUCCUUUUACAAAUAAGGAUAAUAAUUCCAUAACGAUCGAAGAUAGACCAGAAUGGCGUUCAAAACCCAAUUGGUUACACUGGGAUCAAAAUCCAUGGAAAUAUCCUGACUUUAUGGGUAUACAAGGCCUUUUAGCAUUAAGCGAUACAAAUUCAAAUACUGGCGGAUUUCAUUGUGUUCCCAGUUUUACACAUCGUUUCAAACAGUGGUCGAUUGAUAAUGAACAGGCUCAUCGAUCCCGUGGUGGACUUGUCAAUGUUCCUUCAGAUGAUCCAAUCAGAAAUGAAGUCAAACAAAUUCAUGUUCGAAAAGGUUCUUUUGUCGCUUGGGAUUCGAGGUUACCUCAUGGCAACUUUCCCAAUAACAACAAUCAGUUUCGAAUUGUUCAGUAUAUCGCGUUCGAGCCAGCGAAAGAAAAUGAUGAACGAGAAUUAACAAGUCGAAUUGAUGCGUUUCAUAUGCGGAGAUUGUGUUCCAAGGCUGAUGAACAACUUGCUGGAUUUCCUGAACCACAAUUAACAGAAUUGGGUGAAAAGAUCAUCGGUAUCAGAAUUGCUCGAAAUGAUUAUGAUGAAACCAUUCCACCACUUCUUCGUCGAAUGCUAAAUCUGACGAAAUUGAAUCUAUGUUUAACUCUUGGACUUUUCUCUCAGAAAAUCGUUGAUGGAAAUAUUAUAAGGAGAGAUAUCGUUAGUCAAUUGCCGAAAUUGAAAAAAUUCGAUUUUUUCAUUCACUCAAUAACAUUUAAACAAAAUGAAGAUACUAUACCAUCAAUAGACGAUAUUCAACGGACAUUUAUCGGCUUUGAGAAAAGUUCUGUUCAAUGUCAUGCAAAUUAUCUUCCGAAAUCAAAACAAAGUCAUUGUCACAUUUAUUGCAAGAGAUGUUCGAUGAUCUAUUUCAAUUUCAUUACGAAUCAUUUUCACGGUGGAAUAUUUCAUUCUGUUCGGAAAAUAUCUUUACUAGAUGAAAUGCCGUUUGAAAAUGAAUUUUUUCGUCGAAUUGCGCAAUCAUUUCCAAUGUUGGAAGAAUUAUCCGUAAUCAAUAAUGAAGAACAACAACAGAAGAAGCAAGUGUUUAUCUCAAACAAUGAUCUAGAAAAUUCUUCCCCUAUCAAAUAUCCACAUCUUCAUGAACUUCGUCUAGUUCGUGUUCCUGAUGAUUAUGUCGAACAAUUUUUGCUGAAUACAAAAACAUGUUUGGAGAAGAAAUUCAUUCUUUAUGUUGACCAAUUGGCGUUGAGAAAGAAACCUUCUGAGUCAAACAUCGAAAUUUCGAAUUUUAUUUGGUCCACUGGUUCUAGUCUUUCCACAACGAUGUUCACAUUUUCAGCGAAAAGCGGAAAAAAGCGGAAGUGCGGAAAAAAGGCCGAAAAGCGGAAAUUUUCCGCAAAAAGCGGAAGAUCUGGUCACCCUGAUUCGGACUACCCAGGUUAUUAUGGCACGGUCGGUUCCGCCCGAAUCCGGCGGCAAGGAACCUGCCGGAACUUGCUGGAAUCGGCGAAAACUGCGCCGGAAUCGAGAAGAGCUGUACCAGAACCGACUCAGAUUUCAAUGGAUCCAGUCGCCGGAAUGAUCUACCUGGAAAAGCCACAUCCCAAUCCAACGUGCAAUGAAAUCCAUUCACUCCCCUCACAAUGUGAGAGUGAGAACGAUGAUCAUCAUCGUUCAUUAUCUCCCAAAAGACAACAUCUAUUAAACGAUCUACAGUUUCAAAAGAUCUUAGCUGAUCUCAAAUUAUCGCCAGCAACAUCCGAUAAUAAACCAUGA